GGGCGCCAUUUUGGCUCAAACGAGUGAAAUAUUUUAUCCCUCACCAAAGUGUUUUAACAUAAUUUCCUAAAUGUAUAUUCACAUUGUCGCCUUAUGACUGCACUGUUUUUUUUAAGUGUUGACGUUUAAUGCGAGCGUAGCUUCGUUUCUCCCAGCUCCACUAGCUGACAGUAAUGCCAGAGAGUCCCUGUUGAUCGGCCAGUCGUCGGUAGUUUUAAAGUGUCAUCAUCAUCAUCGGUCAUGGGGGGCUGCUCCGCUCCCAACUGCUCCAACUCCACCAGCAUAGGCAAGCAGCUGUUCAGGUUCCCCAAAGACCCGGCUCGCAAGCAGAAGUGGGUGGUGAACUGUCGACGGGACUUUGAGCCAACUCCUCACUCCAGACUCUGCCAAGAUCAUUUUGAGCAGAGCCAGUUUGAGGAGAUAGCCAGGUCUCCAGCUGGAGGGAAGAAGCUCAAACCCAAUGCCAUCCCGACCCUGUUCAGUGUUGGGGAUCCUCCAUAUCCAGCCCUGACCUCCCCCUACAUCAUCCUGCCCAUGAAACCAGAGCCAGAAAAGGAGCUGAGUUUUGGGGAUCAUGGCUAUGCCAGACGCACCCCUCUGCCCGGCCUGGAGGAAGAGGAAUCGGAGGGGAUGUCUGAAGACCCGUACCCGUGCACACGGUGUCACCUCCUUAAGAAACAGCUGGAGCAGGAGACGCAGCACACUGCCAGACUGCAGAGGGAGGUAGAAGAGAUGAAGAAGCGUCUGUAUCGGCUCGAUCGGAUCGAGAAAGGGCUUCAGAACUUCCUGUACGAGGACCAGAUCAGGGCUCUGUCUCUCAGCAAGCGCUCGCGUCGCGCCGUCUGGUCCCCAGAGACGAUCCUGAAGGCCCGAAAGAUCCGCUGUGCCGUUGGAACCAAAGGCUACGAGUACCUGAGAGAGAUCGGCUACCCUUUGCCCUCCUACAGGACUCUGUGCAAUCGCCUGGAGACGAAGAUCAUGGUGACCACUGACAUGAGCUGUGAGGAGCUGGCGGAGCUCAGCCUGGGCCUCAUGGCCACGUGUGACAGUCCCACAGAAGGUGUGGGAGACAACGAUGAGGAGGAACUCAUAGGCGUCUUGUCCUGAUCCCGGGAGAGUGCGCACAUUUCCACACCGUAGCUAGAGGUUGACUGAGUAAAGGAUUUGCUGACUUGUCACCUGGUUGUGGUUGCAAUCUACAUCCGAUACGGGCCUUUGCUGGGGUGGUGCUCUCGGCUGCAUCCAGCCUGGGUUUACGCUGCAGGGGAAACCUGAACUGUUACAUGAGCUUGAAGUUCUGAUGAGCAUGUGCACCAUGACGCUCGCCCCGGUAGAGAUUGUAAAUAGGUGUUGCGUGGACAAAUAGUUUCCUCAAAUCCUUGUUCGUUUGCUGCUUGCGUUCUCGAUUUUAUAAUUAAAUGGAAGAUUUAGGAUAUUAGGAUCUGCGUUGUAAUUGAGAAUACAUGUACAAUUUAUAACUCUUAAGAAACGCUUUCAACAAAAUUGGAUUCCUGAUCCAUUUUCUUGUCACCUUUGCACAUAUUAGCCCUUUCUCUUAUCAGGAAUCUUUUAAUGGAUAAAUGAAAUGAAAUCCUCUCUUGAUUACAACUAGUGAUGCACGGAAAUGAAAAUUUGUGGCGGAAACCGAAAAUUAUAAUAAACACUUGGCCGAAUACCGAACAAUGGUUCUUCGCAGUUUUUCAUUUAUUUUGCCAAUUUUUUCACCAUUGCAUUAAUCAAAUAAAUGUGCAGUGAAAUACCCGCCAGUAACAAUUUGACUUACUGUACUUAUUGUAUUUUUUCUCAUAAUCCUUUUUCAUUUUCUCCCGUUCAAGUCCAGUUAAUCGGGCCGUGGUGGGGCGGGGCUGAUAUCCGCAAUUUGAAGCCUUGUAUAAUAGUUGUAAAAAUCUGGGUUAUUUUCUUGGAGGAUCUCGUCAUAUCAGACGGUGAGGGUUCGUUCACCGCAUCGGUAGUACGGGCCCUUUUCUCUGCGCGGUGCGUCCCGCCACCGUCUCCAUCACCAAGCAGCUUUCCCAAAUCCAACUCAUCUGGAUCAUUUCUCGUGUCCUCUGCUUUUUCCCCACAUCCAAGUAAUGAUCUGACAUGCUGACAUGUUUGCUGCAUUAACACCGCUCGCCCCUCACUCCACGCUGUUCGCUGUUUGAUUGCGUCAUC
Cololabis saira (Pacific saury) is the source of this 2175-nucleotide messenger RNA. RefSeq lists its product as uncharacterized. The transcript has 4 exons. The record is from RefSeq and is a predicted model, not a curated record. Bases 241 to 1107 code for a protein of 288 amino acids. Gene Ontology annotation, molecular function: sequence-specific DNA binding. Lineage: Eukaryota; Metazoa; Chordata; Actinopteri; Beloniformes; Belonidae.